CUCGCGAGAGCUUGAGCUGCCGUGCGGUUCUGGGGACUUGGUGUUCGGCGUUUUCGGCACUGAGGAUUGAAUCCUGGGCUUCCCAAGUACCUGGCUACUGCUCUACUCCGGAGACACACCUACGACUUUGCCUUCAUGCCUUGAAGCUCUACUAAGAGAGAGACCUCUACAAAGGACCCCUGAGCUUCUGACGACUUCAGCACUGUACCCCUCUGCAGAACUGGGCACUGCCAGUGUCUCAGCUUCCGAAAGACAAAGGAGUGUAGAAGAGGUUGUGUUGUGUCCUGUGCCAUUCUCAUUGAUAAUGUCCUUGGCUAAUACAGAUUCAUCAGAAUGAGCAUGUACUACCACCUACCGAGUCUUCUGGAGCUGGCUGCACAGAGCCUGGUGGAAAAUGAGGCUUUGGCCAUCGCUGCUCUGGAGGAGCUGCCUGUGGACAUCUUCCCACCUCUGUUCAUGGCCGCCUAUGCUGAGAGAUGCAGAGAGACCCUGAAGGCAAUGGUGCAGGUCUGGCCCUUUGCCUGCCUCCCUCUCGGAGUCCUGAUGAGGAAACAGCAGGCUCACCAGGAGAACUUCCAAGCUGUGCUGAGUGGACUUGAUGGGCUGCUUGCUCAGGAGGUUCGCCCCAGGCGGUGCAAACUACAAAUGCUGGAUUUACGCCCCAAAAUACAUCAGAACUUCUGGGCUGGUCUGUUCUCACUGAAGGAGACAGAGGACGCUCUGCUGAUGAAGACAAAGCCAAAAAUGGAUGGUUCCAGGAUGAGGGCCAAACAGCCUUUGAGUCGCAUUGAGGUACUUGUAGACUUACACCUAAAGAACGGCAUGUGUGACCAACUGCUCACCUCUCUCAUUAGGAAGAUCAAGCAGGAGAAAGGUUUGCUGUACCUACAUUGUAAGAAACUGAGCAUUCUACCAAUUCCCUUCCAAAUGAUUAAGAGGAUCAUGAAAGUGGUGCAGCUGGAUUCACUUCAGGAAUUGGAAGUGCGCGGAUCCUGGAAACUGUCCACCCUGGGGAUGUUUGCUCCUUACCUGGGUCAGAUGGGUAAUCUGCACAGACUCCUCUUCUCCCACAACCACACUUAUCCUUACACAUCCCUGGAGGAAAAGAAAAUGUACGUCAACCAGUUCUGCUCAAAGCUACUCAAUCUGCCUCACCUCCAGGAGCUGUGUUUUGAUUCUGUGUCUUUUGUGGCAGGCUGCCUGAACCACAUUCUCAGGUACUUGAGGUGCUACCUGAAGAACCUCUCUGUUACCAAUUGCCUGCUUUUGGAAUCAGACUUGAUACAUCUCUCCCAGUGUCCCCAAAUCAGUAAGCUAAAGGACCUUCAUCUUAUCAGGGUUAACAUGACCAGCAUACACGCUGAGUCCCUGCGAUCUCUGUUAGAAAGCACCUCUGCCACCCUCCAGCGUCUUAGCUUAAGUGAGUGUGGGAUUACGGAUGCUCAACUCCCUGUCAUUCUGCCUGCCCUGAAUUGCUGCUCCCAGCUGGUGACCUUCGACUUCUGCGGGAACCCAAUCUCCAUGGCCAUGCUAAAAAGCCUCCGCCAGAACCUCAGGCUGACCAAGCUAUGCCACAUGAUAUAUCCAACCCCAGUGGAGAGUUAUGAGGAUGUUCCAGGUGCCCUUCAUCUGGGGAAGCUCGCCCAACUGCACAACACACUGAAAUGGAUGCUUCAUGAGCUGGGGCGGCCGAAUAUGGAUGGCUUUGGUCCCAACCCCUGCUGUCAUUGUGGUUUCAGUACCUUCUGUGAAUUUAGCCCCUAAGUCCUGCCUGCUUAGCUGCAUUCUGGCAAAUGGACACUGAAGCUCAGAAUGUGCUUCUAGGGAAAAAAAAAACAACAGUUGUUGAGAUCAUAUUAUAUAGAAUAAAAAUACGAAUCUGAAUUUCUAGAGGGGUAGGAAGGUACAUGUAGGAGAUGUUCCCUACAUGGAUGGCUGUAAGGAAAUGGCCAGAAAUAAAAAGAAUAUUCAUGUAAACCACUGGAUACACUGUGUGACCUAUGACUCUGAUUUACAGACAUCUGGAAUGUUUUACUGAAUGAGAGGCACUGGGGAUCCAUGAUAUUUACAUAUUCCUCCUGGCUGUAUGAAGUUCAGCACAAGAUCUUUUUUUUU
Molecule: messenger RNA, 2115 nt
Organism: Perognathus longimembris pacificus (Pacific pocket mouse)
Lineage: Eukaryota; Metazoa; Chordata; Mammalia; Rodentia; Heteromyidae
Product: melanoma antigen preferentially expressed in tumors-like
Exons: 7
Coding region: 334-1764 (476 amino acids)
Biological process (GO): positive regulation of cell population proliferation; negative regulation of apoptotic process; negative regulation of cell differentiation
Cellular component (GO): cytoplasm
Source: RefSeq, a predicted model, not a curated record